Molecule: messenger RNA, 1179 nt
Organism: Aspergillus novofumigatus IBT 16806
Lineage: Eukaryota; Fungi; Ascomycota; Eurotiomycetes; Eurotiales; Aspergillaceae
Exons: 3
Coding region: 482-979 (165 amino acids)
Biological process (GO): autophagy of mitochondrion
Cellular component (GO): mitochondrial outer membrane
Source: RefSeq, a predicted model, not a curated record
CCAUGAUCCCAGAGGAUUAAAGCUUAGUCUCUCGGGCUUCAUAGCGGUUCCAAAUGAGGGGAAUUGAGUGCUAAGCAGGAUAUGCACAUUACAUUCGUUGCAUGAUAGCUAACUUGCCCUUGGAUCCGGAGGGUAUCCCAUCAUUUAUUAGUUGCUCGCGUUGUCAUUUCUUAUCAGUAAACAUGGCAGCUACAUUAACUUCCUCUUUUGACAUCAUGGACUUGAUGCAAUACUGCUUGUCAGAUAGAUAAGAAUGAGCAUCAACCCCUGGAUGUCCAGAGAUCGCCUCAUCCCCGAAUGCCGUUAGCUAGAAGCUUGACCUCCCAUUGACGUCACAGCAAUGUCUCUCCAUCUCCGCAUGCCGACGCGAAUACUCCAGCUUCACUUAACAAGAAUCCUGACUCCCCGAUAAUCAACUUCUCUAUACACAUUUAGACCAUCAGUCUGUUACAGCUCUACACUUUGCCUCGGAUACGAAAUCAUGGCAUCCGGUCUUCUCAGCAGUUUCGCUCGAACCUCCACUGUCCUCGGCGUCGGUCUCGGCCUGUCCCUCUCCCUACACCCCUUGUCCCCAUUCCGUGCUUCCCCAAUGCAAUGCCAAUACUCCGCUCCAUACUACAGACUCGACUCGCAAACAAGCUCAGAGUCCGGCUGGACACUCGACCGCAACGACCCGGCCAUCGCCAAGCAGGGGCGGACGGGCCCCCGCGCGGCAUCCGGUAUUCUGACCGCUUCCAAUAUGCGCCAGGUGAGCUUGGGAAGUGUGCUUGGGCUUGUGGUGGGAGCGUUGGUUGUGCUGCUGGGAAUGGGGAUUGUCCUGAUUGAGUGGGCUGCUUCGAAAGGAUACAAUAUCCUCCCUUUUCGGACGAUACAGAAGUAUGUCAAAUCGGUGGAUGUACAGAAGGCUGUGACGCAGCAUAUGCCGUUUAAGAUGAGUUUUGGGGCCACGAUGGCACUGGCUGCGUUUGCGCAGUUCUAAAUGGAGGAACAAACAUACAGGACGACCGAGGUUUUCUUGAUCGGAUUCGCGUUGUGUAAAAUACUCAGGGAGAGAAAAGAGAACGGCUUGGUGUUUGAGCAGAGACGAGCCUUCGAAAUGGGCUUCAUCAGUUAUGUCCCUCAAUUGUGAUAUACAGUGCUAUACAGGGGUAUCAUGAGUUAUGCAAAGACACCACAUUA